This is a messenger RNA of Microtus ochrogaster (prairie vole), 1029 nucleotides long. RefSeq names its product glycine N-acyltransferase-like protein Keg1. Bases 153 to 941 code for a protein of 262 amino acids. Gene Ontology annotation, molecular function: glycine N-acyltransferase activity. Lineage: Eukaryota; Metazoa; Chordata; Mammalia; Rodentia; Cricetidae. The record is from RefSeq and is a predicted model, not a curated record. Gene Ontology annotation, cellular component: mitochondrion. The transcript has 5 exons.
GAACCCAAAGGUAUUUCUCUCCAUUAAUCUCUUUUGUUUCACAGAGGUCAGCAGCCAGGGAUGGGUUUGAGUUCUCCCCAGAUGCCUAAGACAGGAGCUUGCAUGAUUAGAAUGCUUGUUUCUGAAGACAGGUUUAUGGGACUGUCUUCCACAUGAAUCAGGGAAACCCAUUCAAGCUCAAGGCUCUGGUGGACAAGUGGCCUGAUUUUAAUACUGUUGUUAUUCGACCCCGGGAGGAGGACAUGGAAGAUGACCUUGACCACUACACCAACACUUACCUAAUCUACUCUAAGGAUCCCGAGAAUUGUCAGAAGUUCCUCAGCUCAUCAGAAGUCAUUAACUGGAAACAACAUCUACAGAUUCAAAGUUCACAGUCAAGCCUGGACAAAGUGAUAGAAAAUCUUGGAGCCAUUAACUUGGGCAAGGUCAAGCAUACACAGUGCUUUCUCUAUAUGAUACUUGAAACAGCAAAGAAACUGGCUCCUUCCUUGGUGGACGUAAAUAACUUAGUACGCAGCAGUGACAAUCCCAAGCCCAUUAAUCAAGAGUUGUUCAAAUUCACCUCCCUGGAUGUUGCACAUGCUGCAUUGGUGAAUAGCAUCUGGCAUUAUGGUGGCAAUGAGAAAAGUCAGAAGUUCAUUGAGCGUUGUAUCCACACCUUCCCCAGCUUCUGUAUUAUGGGACCUGAGGGGAUUCCUGUGUCGUGGAGCCUGAUGGACCACACUGGAGAAUUGAGAAUGGGAGGCACCUUGCCUCAGUACCGGAACCAGGGUCUCAUUUACCAUGUUGGCUCCCACCAGAUUAAGACUCUAAAUGAUCUUGGGUUCCCCUUGUAUUCACAUGUGGAUAAAGCUAACUUCACCAUGCAGAAAAGGGUUGCCAGGCUAUCUCAGGUCCCCAUGCCCUGUACUUGGAACCAAUGGAAUUAUGAGCCUCUAUGAAGCUGCAAAGAGUGUUGAAAGUACAGUCCUUGUACAUGAAGAAAUAGCUGGGUGAACAGAAAGAAGUAAUAAAUUGUCAUUAGGCGGA